AACAUGGCUGACGAUGUCAAGGAAAAGUGACUGAGCCUUUAUCAUUUUUCAACAUCAUUGCCCAUCUCUCUCAGAAUGCUGAUGUCAUUUUUUAGAUAUGUAUAGAGGCCGCCAGAAAUAAGGGUUGUAUUUGUGGAAAAUUGUGUAGCUUAGCGCAAUCAGCCUUGAAAUAUAUAGUUAAGCCAAGAGAGCGUUGUUGUUGUAUUGACAGGUUAUUGUGAGUGGCACAGACAGAUGAUACUGCUGGGUUCACUAUGGCAAAUGGGAUGUACAUACCAAAGAAGUGUGGAGUGAAGUUUGACCCACCAGCUAUAGUAUUAAGCUAUGAAGUGAAGGCGACGGGCAAGUUACACAGGAGGACAAUGCCCUUACGCAGUUUCACCAAAAACUCUGCUGUGGCCAAAGCAGUGGAAGACCUCAGGACUUGCCCCAGACACAAGAAAUAUCUGGACGGUGUAACUGCUGUGCAACUUGAACGCCUUGUGACAAUCAUCAAGGACAAGUUGAAUGGAAUGAGUUUAGAGUCCAGCAUUGCCAAAAAUCAACAGAUGGAUACGAUUAACCCAGAGGAAGAUUUGAACAAAGUCGAUGAAGAUACCUUGCGGAGAAAGAAAGCUGCCAUGGAAUCAACCUUUGAAAAGAAUCGCAAGAAACCUGGUGAUUCAGACUUUCAGUAUGACAUUGAGGUGGAAUUUGAUGAUGGUCCCUUGGAAUCAUGUGAUUGGGAUUCUGAUGGAUCAGAUCCCAUAUUUUAGACUUUAAUAACAGUGUUUAUUUUAUUAUAAUUUGUUCAGUGCCUAACCCUGAGCAUUUUAAUGAUAUUGUCUCAUGUGCUUUUUAUGCAUUUCACUCCUGUUAUUAACUGUAUUGUUUACAUAUACUUUAAAGUUAAAAUAAGUACAUGUUUUGUCUUUAAACUGAAAGAUCACUCUAAAGUGAAGCCUAUAUCAGAUGGAAAGACCUUUAAAAACUGUCCAAGGAACUAGUUUGAUUUUUUUUUUUUUUUUUAGAAUUUUUC
Molecule: messenger RNA, 1018 nt
Organism: Liolophura sinensis
Lineage: Eukaryota; Metazoa; Mollusca; Polyplacophora; Chitonida; Chitonidae
Product: centrosomal protein of 19 kDa-like
Exons: 2
Coding region: 255-755 (166 amino acids)
Biological process (GO): microtubule anchoring at centrosome; trans-Golgi to periciliary membrane compartment transport
Cellular component (GO): centriole; centrosome; ciliary basal body
Source: RefSeq, a predicted model, not a curated record